GGUUUUUGAAACUCAACAAAAGUCCAAAAAACAACCGCUUCGGGCCAGAAGAGGUCUUCAAAGAUAUUUUCACCGAGUUCUUCUAAUCCGGAAACAAAUUCUUCCUCAUACGCAAGCAUCAGCAGUAAUUUGUCUUUAAGGCAUCGCCUCCAAAGAUAAUCUGAUCAUCAAACAUCGUUACCGUGUUUGGAUCCAAGGCCCUGCCCACAGGCCUGCGAGGAGACACGCUUCUUGCAGGCCCAGACCUCCGCGCACUUGAGCGCUGACCUUGGCAUUUCCGCCCCGCGUUAAGGUCAGCGGCGACGUCCCCACGCCCCGGCAGUCUCGGGGCUUUUUAUUUCGUGUUGCCAGCGGCACCGCUCACGUGACCCCACGCUUCGCCGAGGUCUGAGUCAGCUGACCGGCGCCCACCGACGUCGCAGCGGGUGAUCUGAGAGCGGGUUCCCGGAGUUGGAGGGAAACUCGAAACUCGGAGCAAACCGCGGGGCGGGAUCGACGGCCGAGGCGCCGCGCGGGUUCCGUCCGACUGAGGGGAAGACGCCCAGGGCGGAACGUCCGGCGCGGCCCCCGCGCGUGCGUCGCUAGGGACGCUUUGGCCGAGGCACCGCGAUGGAUCAGGACGAGGGCCUGACGGCCGUGGACAACGUAGUCGCUCAGUUCGACACCUAUGAGGACUUCCUCGACUCGCAGAUCACUACGGUGGACCUGUACUACCUGGAGGAUGAAAGCCUGGCACGCCAGUUGGUGGAGCUAGGCUACCGAGGGACAGGAGAGGUGGUGAAAAGGGAAGAUUUCGAAGCAAGGAAGGCAGCGAUAGAUAUUGCAAUGCUGGCUGAAAGAACUCAGAAAAAGACAUUAACAAGUGCUGGUAAAGACCUGCAAGAUAAUUUUCUGAAGGCUUUGGCAUUGAGAGAAGAAGACAAUCGCAAUGGAAAAGUGAGCACUGUGAUCUUUAUUCGUGAUAGAAAUUCUCAUGGGCAGGAGGUGUCAGGAUACAUUGACUAUGCCCACAGGCUAAAGCUCGAAGAUUUUGAAGUUUAUUUUAGUGGAAAAAGAAGACUUCUUCCAAAACCUACAGAUAUGAGCUUUUACAACUGGGACAGUCAUAUUGCUGUUUGUAAUUCAACUCCCAAUUAUCAAGUGAUUGCUGAUAAUCCAGAAGGCUUACUUUUCAAAUACAAAAGAGACAGAAAAAUUCUCAAUGUGGACCCAAAGACUUUACCAGGUGACAACUCUACUAGAACUCCUAUCCAAACAGAACUCUACAUUCAAGCUGUUAUUUUUGACCACAUUUCCAGAAGAAAGACUUAACUACUAACAUGAUAGAUGGUCCCCUAAAGGCCUACUAAGUUUGAUUGAAUCCUGUAACCAGAAGCAAAUUAGAAUAAUAAAUGAAUCCUGUGGCUGGAAGACAAAUUAGAAUAAUAAAAGUUGAUAAAGAAUUUAGAAAAAGCAUAAUCUUUACUGUCUUUAUGUGG
Messenger RNA from Nyctereutes procyonoides (raccoon dog), 1478 nucleotides. RefSeq names its product cilia and flagella associated protein 299 (gene CFAP299). Bases 610 to 1311 code for a protein of 233 amino acids. The transcript has 6 exons. The record is from RefSeq and is a predicted model, not a curated record. NCBI's taxonomy places the organism in Eukaryota, Metazoa, Chordata, Mammalia, Carnivora, Canidae.